AUGAAUAAGGUAAUGUUAUCAUCAAGUGGUUCAUUAAAGUUGCAACCUCCAACUUAUGGUAAACUCAUAACAAUUUUAAGUAUCGAUGGAGGUGGCAUUAGAGGAAUUAUUCCAGCAACUAUUCUUGAAUAUCUUGAAUCUCAACUCCAGGAAUUGGAUGGUGAGGAUGCAAGACUUGCAGAUUACUUCGAUAUAAUAGCAGGAACAAGUACAGGUGGCCUUGUUACAGCCAUGUUAACAGCUCCAAACAAAGACAAACGUCCUAUGUUUGCUGCUAAAGACAUAAAGCCAUUUUAUCUUGAGCAUGGUCCUAAGAUAUUUCCACAAAAAGGGAUGUUAUUUUUUGGAUCAAUAAUGAAGACAUUGAAGUCUUUAAUUGGACCAAAAUAUAAUGGGAAGUAUCUUCAUCAAGUCAUAAAGGAGAAAUUAGGGGAGACUUAUUUACAUGAGACUUUGACUAAUGUUGUUAUUCCAACUUUUGAUAUCAAGAAUCUACAACCAACAAUUUUCUCCACUUUUGAGGCAAGAGAAAAACCAUUAAUGGAUGCUAAGCUUUCAGAUAUAUGCAUUAGCACAUCCGCUGCUCCAACUUAUCUUCCUGCACAUUAUUUCAAGACUCAAGACAAAGAUGACAAUUUCCAUGAGUUCAAUCUUGUUGAUGGUGGAGUCGCAGCUAAUAAUCCAGCCCUUGUUGCUACAAGUCAAGUGACCAAACAAAUAAUGGCUGGAAAUCCAGAUUUUUUUCCAAUUAAACCCAUUGAUUAUGGAAGAUUUUUGGUGAUUUCUGUAGGCACUGGAUCUGCAAAAGUUGAACAAAAAUAUAAUGCUAAAAUUGCAUCAAAAUGGGGUGUAUUGGGAUGGCUACUUAAUGGAGGAUCAACUCCAAUUGUUGAUGUGUUUACUCAAGCAAGUGGUGAUAUGGUUGAUUUUCAUAUUUCUGUUGUUUUCCAAGCUCUUCAUUCCGAAGAAAAUUACCUUCGUAUUCAGGAUGACACAUUAAGUGGAACAGACUCCUCUGUUGACAUAUCAACCAAAGAGAACAUGAACAAAUUGGUUGAAAUUGGGACAAAUUUAUUAAAGAAACCAGUUUCAAGGGUAAAUCUACAGACAGGUCUAUUUGAACAAAGCAAAAAAGAUGACACAAAUGAAGAAACUUUGAAAAGGUUUGCAAAGUUACUUUCACAAGAAAAAAGACUCAGGGACUCCAAGUCACCACAUACAAGCAAAACCUCAGAGUAGAAUAUCAUAUAUAUUUGUUUAGA
This is a messenger RNA of Solanum stenotomum, 1262 nucleotides long. RefSeq names its product patatin-like protein 2. The record is from RefSeq and is a predicted model, not a curated record. Lineage: Eukaryota; Viridiplantae; Streptophyta; Magnoliopsida; Solanales; Solanaceae. The coding region runs from base 1 to 1239 and encodes 412 amino acids. Gene Ontology annotation, molecular function: glycerophospholipase activity; monoacylglycerol lipase activity. Gene Ontology annotation, biological process: lipid metabolic process. The transcript has 7 exons.